AUGGCCAACAACAUCGCCUUCACCGCACCCAUCAACCCGCCCGGCGUCACCCCUCUUUCGCUCGACCAAAUCUGGGCCGGUCUCCUUCUCAAGAUUCGCUCCGCCCAGACCUUUGUGCCAGCCGCAAUUGAAUCCACUGACGUGCUGAGCGAAAGCACCGAUCCGUCCGGUAACGCCGUGACCGUGCGCGAAGUACUCUUCUGCGAAAGCGGGAAGAAAGUCAAGGAGACAGUGACGGCGUUUGAGAAAUGUCGGGUGGAGUUUGAGCAACCGGAUGGGAGUCGGGUGAGCAAUGUUGUCAGUAAGGGGGCUGGUGGGGAGCUGUACAUGACCUAUAUCUUUGAGUGGAGGCAUCCUGGGGUUAGUGGGGAGGAGAUGAAGGCGUUGUUGGAGAAGGAGACGAAAAUGAGUCAGAUGGCGGUUGAAGGGACAAUCAAGGCAUUGAGGCAGUUGGCUGAGGAGAAGAAGCUUUAG
Molecule: messenger RNA, 474 nt
Organism: Penicillium atrosanguineum
Lineage: Eukaryota; Fungi; Ascomycota; Eurotiomycetes; Eurotiales; Aspergillaceae
Product: SRPBCC family protein
Exons: 1
Coding region: 1-474 (157 amino acids)
Source: RefSeq, a predicted model, not a curated record